Messenger RNA from Podarcis lilfordi (Lilford's wall lizard), 11112 nucleotides. Lineage: Eukaryota; Metazoa; Chordata; Lepidosauria; Squamata; Lacertidae. The record is from the annotation of a GenBank genome assembly.
AUGGAAACCAGUCAGGACUCUUCUCUGUUCCUUGUGAACAUUUUGGAGGAGCUGGAUACCAAACAAAACUCUGUCUCCUACCAGGAUCUCUGCAAAUCGCUAUGUGCUAGGUUUGAUCUGUCCCAGUUGGCCAAGCUGCGGAGUGUGCUUUUCUACACUGCCUGCCUAGACCCUAAUUUCCCUGCCACCUUGUUCAAGGACAAAAUGAGGUGCAGCGUGAACAACCAGCAGUCGAAGAAGAUCAUGGUUGCGGCAGACAUCGUGACGAUAUUCAACCUCAUACAGAUGAACGGCGGGGUGGCCAAGGAGAAGCUUCCUGUUUCCCGGGGAAAGAUGGGGAAGAAAGAGUCUCUGGAGUCCUGCCGAUCGGACACAGAAGUGUGCAAUAUGGUGGACUGCGUGCUCAACUGUGAGCUGAGGGAUGGAGAAUUUAACAGGGGGUAUUCGAACAGGAGGUCGUCCAAAUGUAGGAAAGGGGAUUGCAAGGACUGCCCGCAGUUCGUACCUGCUUCCGAGCCCAACUUUCUGCUUGGGGUCAAUAAGGAGAUGAAAGGGCGAGCGGCUUCCCUCGACCGACUGCAGGCCUUGGCGUCCUACACCAUUGCCAGCUCUCCCCCCUGCGAAAUGCAGAGCACAUAUUUCCCCAUGAACCUCGAAACUGAGUCUAUAUCUGACCAGGACUCCUUGCCCAUCAGCGCGAGCAUCAAGGAGGCGUUCAUUUCGAAUGACGAGCCGUUUGUGAUGCAGUCGUGCGUGCAGAAGCGGAACAUCUUCAAGGAGGACUUCCACAACCUCAUAACCAUUUCGCCCAGCUUAAUGUCGCCCACUAGCAAAGCAGAGGAUGAGCUCGUCGAACCUCCGGGCAGGAAAGAGACCUCCAAGCAGGCGUUUUUCAACCACAGCUUUGAGAUGCCCUACAGCAGUCAAUACUUGAACCCGAUUUAUUCGCCUGUGCCUGAUAAAAGAAGGGUCAAGCAUGAAAGCUUAGACGAUCUCCAGGCUUCUACUUACUUUGGCCCGACGACCGUUCUCGGACCGCAAGAAACCAAACGGUGGCUGGGGAAGCCAAGUAAACAAACCCCAUGGCCGGUCAAAAGCUGGAGUUUGAACACCGAAGAAGUACCUGAUUUUGAAAGGUCCUUUUUCAACAGGAAACAGUCUGAAGAGAAUCCACGGUACCAGGGUUCAAACAGCCAGCCUUCCAAUUUCCCAGCCACAGAGAGGCGCCAGCCUUAUCUCAACCCCAAGGAUCAGCAGUCAAUGAUGCAGUCUGGCUACGCCAUGAAACCGAACGGGCAUAAACCCAAAGACAUCCCCUCCAUCUUGGAAGUGGAGAAACACGAGCCCAUGAAGAAGUUUAAAGACAAGAGUAUUAACUGCACCUCUAUCCAGCUUCUCAGCAUUGACAAAACGAACAGUGUUGGGACUCAGACAGACCAACAGGGGCUGGAACACAAGAAGUGCAAAGAGAUGGUCCACCCCAGUCAGAAUAAAUACGGAGAGAGACAUUCUCUUAAGCAGUCCGAUGACGACUCUGAAAUUGUCAGCGACGACAUCAGCGAUAUCUUCAGGUUUCUGGAUGACAUGAGUAUCUGUGGGUCUACUGGGGUGAUGCAGUCGUCGUGUUACAACAGCACCGGCUCGCUUUCUCAGAUACACAAAUCAGACUGCGAAAGCUCCCCUGAACACCACUUAGCUAAAAUCUCCAACGGCAAUGCCGGCAACAAGCUGGAAAAAGUGUCGCGGCUGGAGAUCAGCGGCACAGACGACGAGCUGAAAACCAGCGUCUGCAAACUGGUUCUAAGGAUUGGGGAAAUCGAAAAGAAACUGGAGUCUCUCUCCAGCGUCAGGGAUGAAAUUUCCCAAGUUCUGGGGAAGCUAAACAAGUUGGAUCAAAAGAUUCAGCAGCCAGAGAAAGUGAGCGUCCAACUGGAUCUCAAUUCCUUGACCAGUGAGGUUCAGUCUGAAGAAAGUACCUCGCCCAGGAUCUUUUCGUGCCAUAAUUCUUCGCACGGAGGCAAACUGGAGAAUAAUCCGGACUGGUGUUGUUCGGAUGCCAGUGGCAGCAAUAGCGAAAGCCUCCGGGUCAAAGCCUUAAAAAAAAGCUUGUUCACCAGGAGGUCUUCGAGGUCACUGACAGAGGAAAACAGUGCCACAGAAUCCAAGAUAGCUAGUAUAUCUAACUCCCCUAGAGACUGGCGAGCUAUCACAUAUACGAACCAAGCAGGCAUUACGGAGGAAGAUAUGAAAGACAGGGGUGGAGGCGAGAACAAAGACUGGCACAGAAAAUCCAAAGAGGUAAUUUUUCAAUUUCUGCUCAGUGAAUUAUAUUUUUAACUUGACUGCAUGAAAAGGAUCUGGUGUAAUUCGUGAAAGGCUCCGAGGAUUACAGCAUCUGCCUACUACUACACUACUGUUAGAAUUGUUUUAAUGAAUUUCCGUCUGUUUUCUUAACCCACUUGUUUUUUUCUUCCCCACGGCAAUAUCCAGAAUACAUAAGGAGCUGCAGUCUAAAAACAACACCGAUCGUAUAAUUUGAGAUUGUCCCAAAACAACACUAGCCGCCCCAAAAUGUAGAUUUUUUUAAUUUACAUGGUAUACUUAGAAUCAUAGAAUUGGAAAGGGACCCCAUGGAUCAUCCAGUCCAAUCCCCUGAAAUGCAGGAAUAUGCAUCCAUACGGGCAUCAGAAUCGCCACCUUGGCCGACUGAGCUGACCUGAAAGCAAAUAGACUUGUAUAGUUCAUUUAACAGUUCAGUUUGCAUGUUAAUUCUUUACAGAUAGGACUCACCUGUUGGUGAGAAAUGCCUUUAAGAAGUGUAUACUCACAUGUGUUCUUCCUCUGUUUAGAUAUCUUUGUAUUCUGACAUUAUUAUUAUUAUUAUUAUUAUUACUAUUAUUAUCUGAUGUUAGUCUAUAAUUAUAGGGCCGCACUCAUGGCCUUAUGCUAAGGGUAAAUUGGCUGAAUUAAAUCCCACCAUUAUAAUGAGAAGUCAAGUUUCCCGGGGGUAGUUAGAAAAUGGUUCAUCGGACUGAUUUGAAACUGGGCAGUGUAGGAGAGGCAUUUUUCAGGAUGGUUCAAAUCAAAUUUGGGGUAGAAGGGGUAAGUAAUGGCUUAUUCUGAAGAGGUUUUUAAAAAACCUAAACAAAAUACCAGCUUCUUGAUGGGUACCUUAUGUUUUUAUUUCUUAGACUUUGCUCAGGUGAUUUUUCCAGAAAUAUUUCUCCAUUUGUACUGCAUCUUUUCUGUUAGGUCAAAGGGAAUGCCUAGAGUGUGCUUUUGUCUAAUAGUAGUGUAAUAUGUUUGUAGAUUGGGUUAAAAAUAAAAAAAUCAAAAAGGCAUUUUUGUGGCCAACGUUGGUCAAUGGGAUUUCAUAAGGUUGUUCCUUGCACAUGCUCAGUACGAACUUGUUGUGAGAGAAGGUUAGGUGGGGGAAAGCUGGAUGGAGUGAGAAUGUCUGUCAGACAGGUCAGUUGGAACAUGCCAACACGGAUGUGUGAAGGACAGAAAAGAACUGUGAGAGGGAAAUGAAAGUUUAUUGUUAUUUUUAAUUAUAGAGCCACAGCGGUUAGGGGUAUGUGUGUUGACUGAAUCGUGUUCCUCCAUUUAUGAUGAGAAAUUGGAAGGGCGGUAGUAGGUUCUACGACUUACAGUUUGAGCAUGUCUCAGUGGAAUGAUAUGAAACUCAGCAGCAUAGGAGAGACAGCUUCGAGGACAGCCCAUGAUGAAUUUGAGGUGGCUAGGAUAAGGAAUGGCUUAUUUUGAAUGAAUUCAGCAUUUGGUGAGAGGCUUCAGCUUGUUGACAAGUUCUGUGCAUUAUUCUUUCAUAGAUUUUGCUGGGGUGGUUUUUCAGGGAAAAAAUUUGUUUGUAGUGUGUGAUUUGAGGAAACUAGGGAUGGUUUAAAGAUUAAGAGAGUAUGUAACAUGUGCUUGUCACAUUGUGUAACAUGUUUGUAGUUUGUGGGCAUUUUAAAGAAGAUCCUUCUUCUUGGUUGAGCGGUACAGAACUUUAUGAGUAUAUUAAAUAACUUAUACAAAUAACUUUCUUCUUGUUUUUAAACAGGCUUUAAAGUUUUUCUCGUUCACAAGGCUUUUAUGAAUGAUUAAAGCCUUGCUUGCUCCUGUGUAUACUAUUAUGCUUAUGGGUUUUCUUUUAGUUAUUUAUCCUGUUUUGAAUUGUAGAAGUUUUGUUUGUUUAGUUAUGUCAGGUGCCUUGAGAAUCUUUUUAUUUUAUUUCGAGAAAUCCAAAGAAGAAUGUUUCAAAUUGUAUAUUAUUUCAGAAGGUGCAAAAUUGGUAGAUUUGUAUUAAAAUGUGAACGGAGCCAAAUUUCUUACCCUGUUCCUAGUCACUUUCACAGUCACUUCCUUCCGCACAUAGCAGGCAGAGUUUUAGGGAAGAGAUCAACCCUCCUUAGCCAGCCAACUGACUCACCUGUGUGGAGUUUCAUGAGCUCUUCUGCAUGAAAUUCCUGGUUGACUAGGGGUGCAUUCAGAAAUGGGGAAUAGUGCAUGGGAAGUGGGUGGCGCUGUGAUCUAAACCACUGAGCCUCUUGGGCUUGCCGAUCUCAAGGUUGGUGGUUUGACCCCACGAAGGGGUUCUGCCAAGAGAACUUCCCUUCACGUUGCUCUGUCCCAGCUCCUGCCAACCUAGCAGUUCAAAUGCAUGCCAGUGCAAGUAGAUAAAUAGGUACCACUCUGGUGGGAAGGUAAACACCAUUUCCGUGCACUCUGGCUUCUGUCACGGCAUCCAUUGUGCCAGAAGCGGUAUAGUCAUGCUGGCCCAUUACCCAGAAGGCUGCCUGUGGACAAAUGUCAGCUCCCUCAGCCUGAAAAGCGAGAUGAGUGCCGCAACCCCAUAGUCGCCUAUGACUGGACUUAACCAUCCAGGGGGCCUUUGCCUUUUUACCUUUAGUGCAUUAAAGGUAAAGGGACCCCAGACCAUUAGGUCCAGUCUUGACCGACUCUGGGGUUGCGGCGCUCAUCUCGCUUUAUUGGCCGAGGAAGCCUGUAUACAGCUUCUGAGUCAUGUGGCCAGCAUGACUAAGCCACUUCUGGUGAACCAGAGCAGCGCACGGAAACGCCGUUUACCUUCCCGCUGGAGCGGUACCUAUUUAUCUACUUGCACUUUGAUGUGCUUUUGAACUGCUAGGUUGGCAGGAGCAGGGACUGAGCAACGGGAGCUCACCCUGUCGCGGGGAUUCGAACCGCCAACCUUCUGAUCGGCAAGUCCUAGGCUCUGUGGUUUAACCCACAGCACCCCCCGCGUCCCUUAGUGCAUUAGUUUUCCUGAUUAUAACAGUAGUGCUACUGCCCUGUUCUCUAAUGUUCCUUUCACACUGCAGUACCUGUUGUGUUAUGGAACUGUAGCUUAUUGACCCAUAAACCAGCAUGUUGCAUUGACUUUCAUUCACACCACUAGACAUGGUAUGACACAACCAACAUCACUGGACAACGUUUCUACAGAAGCUACAUGUGUGCUUCUGUUCCUCCAUAAUAACGGCAGGAAAGAACUAUAUGCUGGUGUACUGCCCCAAAUUUUGCCACUUUACUCCCACAAUUUUUCCAGGUUAAGGGCUGCAAAUGGUCCCCCCCCCCCAUCAAAUAACAUAGAAAUGAGCACUAAACAGGUAUUGCAUUCCAGUAGUUUUCCCAUAAGUGGCUUCUGCGUUGUGUAUAAUGCAGAAAUAAACAGCAAGGGAAACAUUGGGGAAAUGGAAUAAACCAAUAAAUUAAAGUAUAGCUUUGUUGUACUUCUGUUAGAUCAAGGUCCUGAAUGAUGGGUGUGUAUGUAUAUUUUGAUUAACUGAAUUGGCGGGCAAGUGUGUGUGUGUGUGUAUGAAAAAAUAGUAUUUAGCUUAUUUUUUAGUAGUAGUAUUUAGGGCUGAGCGAUACCUGGUUUUCAACAGCAGCUAAACAUCAUGAUAUAGUGAUAUAGCAGAAUGUCUGAAGGGUUUUUCCUGCAUCGUGAUUUUUGCACAGCACAGAACACACACACAUGUCGUGAUUCACAAUAAAAAAUUAUGAAACCAAUAUCACAAUAUGGACUUCAAACCAGUCUUGAAUGAUAUAUUGAUAUAUCACCCAGCUCUAGGUGUAAUACAUAUAGUAACCAUUUUAUGGAUGAUAUAUAAUACGACUUGUGCUGUACCUGUGAUGUUCUAUUAUGUAAUUGCCAUUUGUUGUUUGCAAGCCACUUUCGGAUUUGUUUGAAUGGAAAGUGGCAUAGAAACACAUUGAAUGAAAUUAAAAAUGAAUCGAAUAAACAGCCAUCUGGAUGCAGCCAAGGCGACUGAGUUGUUGAGCACAAAACUCCUUUCUUUCCUUCUCUGAACUCCUUGUGCGACUCCCUGCAGGCAGAUAGGCAAUAUGAAACCCCACACGCCCCAAGGCACUCCAAGCAACCCAAAGAUGGCUUCUUGAUUGAGCAAGUCUUCAGCCCCCACCCUUACCCAGCGUCGCUCAAGUCGCACAUGAAGACCAACCCCCUCUACACGGACAUGCGGCUGAUGGAACUGGCGGAAGUGAAGCGGGCUCAGCCGUCGUGGACCAUUGAGGAAUACACGAGAAACUCGGGCGAGAAAGGAAAAUUGGCCGCUCUGGAUCUACAAGUGAGUCACGUUGGUUUCCACCGUGGGUGGCCUGUGCCAAAGUGGAACCUACCCAAAAGAAGGGGAAACCUGAAUGUUGAAGGGUAUAGAGAUUCAUAUUGUCAGUAAGUAUGUCAGACCCUCUAAGUGUCCUUGUUUUCCAAGGACAGUCCCGGAUUUACAGAAGCUGUCCUGGUUUCUGAUGUGAUCCCGGAAUGUCCCGCUUUUUCUUAAGACAUCCCUAUUUUCAUCGGAGAAAUGUUGGAGGGUGUGGAGUUAUGUGACCCCCGAACCAAGGAGAUACAACAUUUAGAAAACAUCUGAAGGCAGCCCUGUAGAGGGAAGUUUUAAAAUGUUUAAUGUUUAAUUGUGUUUUAUAUAUAUAUCGGUAGCCGCCCAGUCAGAUGGAUGGGGUAUAAAUAUUAUUAUUAUUAUUAUUAUUAUUAUUAUUAUUAUUACUAUUAUUAUUAUUAUUAUGGAAUAGGACAUCCCUAUUUUCAACGAAGAAAUGUCGGAGGGUGUGGUAGGUUUGGAUUGCAAACCUGUAUCUGAGAGGUGCGGGAGCUUUUUCUUCCUAUGAGCUGCAUUUCCUCGGGAGAAAGUGGUCAGGGUCUACAUACCAGGAGUGGGCGGGGCCCAUUCCCAUAUUAAUUAAUUAAUUAAUCUCUAUACCUCCCUAUACCUGAAGGUCUCAGGGUGGUUCACAUAAAGCAGGCAUCCCCAACCUCGGCCCUCCAGAUGUUUUGAGACUACAAUUCCCAGCAUCCCUGACCGCUGGUCCUGCUAGCUAGGGAUCAUGGGAGUUGUAGGCUAAAAACAUCUGGAGGGCCGAGGUUGAGGAAGCCUGACAUAAAGGAUCACAUACAUAUAAUCCAAAUACAAACGACAACCCAAUGGAACCGCCCUAAAAAGAGCCAGCAUUUUAAAAAGUGUGUAGGAUGUAAAUCAGAUCAGUCAAAGGCCUGGUUAAAGAGGAACGUUUUUGCCUGGCGUCUAAAGGUGUAUAAUGAAGGUGCCAGGCGAACUUUCUUGGAGAGAACAUUCCACAGAUGGGGAGCCACUGCAGAGAAGGCCCCGUUUUUGUGUUGCCACCCUCCUGACCUCUCAAGAGGGGGAACACAAAGAAGGGCCUCAGAAGAUGAUCUCAGGGUCUGAGUAGGUUCAUAUGGAAAGAGGUGGUCCUUGAGGCAUUGUGGUCCUGAGCCGUUUAAAUCACAUUCCCUCCCUCUAGGGGCAGAGGCAAUAAUGCAGUGAUAUCAAUUGCAGGAACCCACUGGAGGGGAGAGCGCUGUUGUGCUUGGCUCCUACUUGAGGAUUUCCUCCUGCAGGCAUCGGGGGGUGGGGGCGCUGUGAGAACAGGAUGACUAGAUGGGUCAUUGGCCUGAUCCAGCAGGUUCAUCUCAUGUUCACACAAAUUCACACACAUGUAAGAUGUGCGCAGGUGUUCGCAUGAACGCCUGAAUGAUCUCAAGUGUGGAUUGGGGCACAUCCUGGCUGCAUGCCCAAUGUCCUUGUGUGCAUUGCCUGCCCCCACUCAGUCCACAGUCUUCCGCAUGCCCUGGUCCUUGAUCAUUCAGAGAGUUCUACUAGCAUUCAAAGGAACACAAGAAGAAGCCACACAGAGAGGUUCCUUGGACAACACAGGCAAGAUCAGGGACCAAGCACGGAGAAUAAAUGUACACAAGGACAUUGGGGUGGGCCUUGUGUGUGCCCCUGAACAUGCCAUACUUGUGUGUGAAUUGGGUGUGUGCAGUGAUAGGGUGUCCCAUCAUUCAGCCUGGUCCCUGAGGUCCAACUCCGAGGGCCUUCUGGUGGUUCCAUCACUGCAGGAAGUGAAGUUACAGGGAACCAGGCAGAGGGCCUUCUUGGUAGGGGCGCCCUCCCUGUGAGAUGCCCUCCCAUCAGAUGUCAAGGAGAUAAAGAACUACACAACUUUCAGAAGACAUCUAAAGGCAGCCCUGUAUAGGAAAGUUCUUUAAUGUUUUAUAUGUGCUGGAAGCCACUCAGAGCAGCUGGGGAAGCACAGCCAGAUGGGUAAGAUAAUAAUAAUAAUAAUAAUAAUAAUAAUAAUAAUAAUAAUAAUGAUAAUGUUGAUCCCUUCUAGUUUUGGUAUUUAUUUGGUCUGCCCACUGCUAGUAUGUACAUCCUGACUACUUUGGACCAUUUGCACGCUAAGGCGCACAGCUGACUAGAUCUCUAAAUCCACCCACACUACGUUCACUCACAACCCAUUCUCAACACAUUCACACCAGCUGCUUGGCUUCUAUGCUACAGUGCAUAGAGGGGGCUUCCUUUCUCAGCAUGCAGUAUGGAAAUGUAGCAAGCUGCCCACAGAGAUCAGGACCAGUCUCUUACUCCAUGACAGCCUCAGCAGCAGGAGAGCAAUGGAACAAGUCCAUGCUAGAUAGGAUUUUGCAGUCUAGCAGCAAACCGCAGUGCAACAAGUUCCCCAUCUCUCACUUUGCCUAUUCUAAAUCCUCGGAGCACGUCAUGCAUAUUAUAACUAGGGUUGUAGCGUUCAGUCAAUUAUCUGUUUUAGAAACUGACCAACUGGAGAGGUACAAAUCAGCUAGCAGGGUUGCUGCUGCUUAAAAAUGUUGAUUGCUUUGUUUUUGUUUGUUAAAACUCAUUUAUUCAAAAGUUACAAUGCAGCUUUGUCCCCUGCUGUAACAUCACAGAAUUCCUCAAUCCCUCAUCACUGUCAUUUUGGCUCGCUGGAUACCCUCAGUAGGAACCCAACAACCAAUCUGAUUUCAAUUAAUAUAUUAAUUGUUUUUAAUAAGAUACUCCCUUCUAGGUUUGAGAAGACCCAGGGCAAAACACCGAAAUGGACUUUGCAUAUGGCGGUCAGUAGUCGCACUCCAAAUCAGCACCAGAUGCCAUUUUAAUUUCCCACGAUGCCUGGUGUUGAAAUAGCUCUGCUCUGAGAUGUUGUGUGGGAAGCUAAAUUGACUGUUCCACACCACCUGGCCCAGGAGCCUCAGAGCUGGCAAAUAAUAUUAUGGUUGGUCCCUGGCAACUGACCGAGGAUUACGAAUGCAGGUGUCAGGUCUAGUCGGCCUACGUGGCUGGUAGGCUCCCUUCGGUUCUGUGGGUCGCUUGUUGUGCAGGCCUGCCCUCCCUCAGAAUUUUACACAUGAGUUGUAUUUUAAAUAGUAAUUUCCCCACCACCACUAGAUGCUUUUCGCAGUUUCUGUCACACACAGGUGGCAAGAUUCAGGAAUAAAUCAGCCGUUCUGAGACCCAAGAGACUGGAGGGGUUAGAAGAUUUCAGUCACAAGGUGUUGCUAGGACUUGACUUAAGGACAUCUUGCAGUCUGUUUUUAGAGAGGCUGCCGAAUUGAGAGCAGGAAGCAUUGCAACAGGGGAGCGUGAGGCAGCCACUUUAUAAUAAGCUUUGUUUCCUUGUUUGUUGCAAAUUUGAGAGCGUGGCGACAGAGGAAGCCAUCUUUGGAAAGCUGCCUGUCAGCCUGAAUUUUUAAGCAGAUCCAGUACACUCUCUUUUUAUAUUCAGUGGAUGCUCAGGUUGCAAACGUGAUCCAUGCGGGAAGCACGUUUGCAACCCGCAGUGUUUGCAACCCACAGAGCCGCAUCUGCACAAGCAUGGAUCAUGAUUCGGCGCUUCUGCACAUGUGCAAAGCACGAUUUAGUGCUUCUGUGCACGUGAGAUUGCCGAAACCCGGAAGUAACCUGUUCCAGUACUUCCGGGUUCGGCGUGGUGCGCAACCUGAAAACAUGCAACCUGAAGCGUCUGUAACCCGAGGUAUGACUGUACAGUCAUACCUCAGCUCCCAAACGCCUCCCUUUAUGUACGUUUCAGCUCCCGAAUGCCGAAAACCCAAAAGUAAGUGUUCCGGUUGUCGAACAUUUCAGAAGCCAAACGGGCUUCCAGAACGGAUUAAGUUUGACAACCGAGAUUUGACUGUAGAAGGCUUCAAAGAAGAAUCACUUCUUGCCUGUGUCUGCUUCACUAUCACUAGCCACGAUGUCUAUGUUUUGCCUCCAGUGUCAGAAUACUGUUUGCUGGGAAUCAAGCAGGAAGAGUCUCCUCACAGAACUAUAAUUCCCAGAAUGGUUUAACAAUCAAGCCUUCUUCCAGGGAACUCUGGGUGGGAAUUGUGGUUCUGUGAGCAGAAUGGUGGUUUCCUAGCAAACUUCAGGACCCUUAACAAACUACGCUUUCCCAGAAUUCUUUGGGGGAAGUCGUGACUGUUCAAGUGAUACAGCAGUGCUUUAAAUGUUUUGAGUGGAUGUGCGUAUCCUUAUUUAGAGCUGGAAUUCAGAGAAAGAGAAUCUUAAUGGCUUUCUUCUUCUUUUUACUUUCCAGACUCAAGAAUCUUUAAACCCCAACAAUUUAGAGUACUGGAUGGAGGACAUCUAUACCCCAGGCUAUGACUCGUUACUAAAGCGCAAAGAAGCUGAAUUCAGAAGAGCGAAAGUUUGCAAAAUAGCUGCCCUGAUUGCAGCCGCAGCCUGUACUGUUAUCCUUGUCAUUGUCGUUCCCAUAUGUACUAUGAAAUCGUGA